AUGAUCAGCAAGGCGAACCCAUCAGCUCCUCGGACAUUGAUGCAGUUGAGGAAGCGAAAACAAGCAGCUUUAGCUACGACCUGGAUCAUGCUGUUGGACUGGUCCGGGGUGGUUACGGAACUAUCUAUGUUAGUGUUUCAUAAAGUCCAGAGAACGCAUCGGGGAACAGGAGCAAUAGAAGAUGUCGCUGUGAAGGCGGUACGGAUUGACGCCCAAAGCAAAAAGCCUCAACCCGAUCCACGGGAAAUACGGGCCUUACUAUUUAUAAAAGAUCAUCCCCAUGAGAAUAUUAUCAGAUAUUUCGAAAAGUUCGACAGUAGUAACGAACACAAAUUCGGAGGUGUUCCGCAUACGUGUUUCGUCUUUGAACUGUUCCGGCGAGACCUUCACGACGAAAUCAAGCUGAUCAGCCCCGAAAAGCUAUGGCCUGAACAACGAAUUGCGUCCAUCGCUGCACAGAUCCUAAAAGGUCUGGAAUUCCUACAUGAAAACAAUUACGUUCAUCGAGAUAUCAAACCAGACAACAUCAUGGUUGAUGACACGUACAACAUCAAAAUCACCGACUUCGGGCUGACAGCCGAAAUGCCUAACGAAAAAACCAUCAUGGACAUGGAAGGUUACUGUUCUGACGUCUGGGCGACUGGGCAAAAGACCCUGGGAAGCCUCCCUAGUCCCUCCCAACCUCUCCGCACCAGCAAAACAAAAACUUAA
Molecule: messenger RNA, 711 nt
Organism: Fomitiporia mediterranea MF3/22
Lineage: Eukaryota; Fungi; Basidiomycota; Agaricomycetes; Hymenochaetales; Hymenochaetaceae
Product: kinase-like protein
Exons: 8
Coding region: 1-711 (236 amino acids)
Biological process (GO): protein phosphorylation; mitotic DNA damage checkpoint signaling
Cellular component (GO): nucleus
Molecular function (GO): ATP binding; protein serine/threonine kinase activity
Source: RefSeq, a predicted model, not a curated record